Moneuplotes crassus is the source of this 1033-nucleotide messenger RNA. Lineage: Eukaryota; Ciliophora; Spirotrichea; Euplotida; Euplotidae. The record is from the annotation of a GenBank genome assembly.
UUCAAAAUCAGGUAAAAUGGAAACCAAAGUCUCCAUCAAUAAUUGCAAAGGCUAUGUCAUCAUGAUGAUGGUCUACUCCUGACUUGGGGUUCUUACUCUCUUGUUCCAGCUUUGGUAUUCAGUCAGGUUUUUCAAAUUUUAUGGCUUCAAACACAAACUCACAAGUAUGUUUAUGGUCUUUCUGACUUUAUCCAUUAUCUGAGACAUCACCUAUGGAGUUUCCCAAGUGGUUAUCAGAUAUUCGGAUGGCUGAGAUGAAAUCAAGCACAGUUGUGUGUAUUACUGGACUAAUUGGAAGAACUAUUUUAUGUACAUGAACACGAUUAUAGUGCUUUCAUUCACAUACAUUUCUCAAAUACUCAGAUUUAAAAAUAGAGGAAGGAGCAAGAAGCGUGUUUAUAACAUUAUGUUAUGGACCACCAUGCUUGCUAUUCUGUUGAUAUGAGCCAUUAUAUUUCUUAUCGAUGGUAUAAAGGAAUGAAGAAAAGACCCAGACAAGACUACGCUGUUCACAUCAGGGAUUAUAGUCGUGACUGGAAUUCAUAUGGUAACAGGCUUCUUCUUCAUGAUAACCUUAUUUUACUUCUAUAAAGUUCUCAAGAGUGUAGACGAAAGCCAUCACGAAACAACACUGAGUAAUAAACUCAAAUGGAGAUUAGCAAUUAGCGUCACAGUCAUUGUUGUUGUGUUUGAAACUAGAAGUAGCAUGAUUUUGGCUCGAAGUAUCAAUGACUUUUUAGAAAAUUGGACAAAUGAUUCCAUGAAAAAUAAUGGAACUUUGUAUGUUAUUUACAGUUUUUGCUAUUAUUGCAUACUGAGCUUGAUUCCAACGAUGGUUCAGAUCUAUUUGAUAAAGUUGAGUCUAUCUACAACUCCAAGAGUUAGCGUUGGAGUAGAUGAAUAUCAUGGUCAAUCAGAGCCUUUGAUUCCCAAUAAUUUUGAAAUGCACUCAAGCCAAGAGAGUGAAUCAAUUAGAACAGUGGAUUUUAUGGAGCUCAAUUAUAAUACUUCUUAAGAUUUACCCAAUUUUCAA